Molecule: messenger RNA, 3988 nt
Organism: Macrobrachium nipponense
Lineage: Eukaryota; Metazoa; Arthropoda; Malacostraca; Decapoda; Palaemonidae
Product: zinc finger protein 813-like
Exons: 2
Coding region: 768-1610 (280 amino acids)
Biological process (GO): regulation of transcription by RNA polymerase II
Molecular function (GO): DNA-binding transcription factor activity, RNA polymerase II-specific; RNA polymerase II cis-regulatory region sequence-specific DNA binding
Source: RefSeq, a predicted model, not a curated record
GACAAUAUCAGCUGACAUCAUCAAAUGCAAGUGAAGUUUCUUGAGGAAUGGUGUGAAAUUUGAAGUCAGAAUGUCAUCCACAACGAACCGUGUUCCAUGAAUGCACUGAGGAAUUUCAUGGGACAAAUCCUAUGAACACUAAUGUCGAUUUACCAGUCAGAGGCUCCUAACCAGAAGAAAUGACAUCAGAAAUUGGCAUCAAGUCACUUAAGAUUUCUGAAGUUUUUACUACAAGAGGCUGUAAAGUAUAUUGAAUGGGUUAUUCCAGCAUAAUUGACAGUCAGUGAUUUGUUUUAGCAUUAUCUUUCAAGUCUAAAUCUAAAUCUGUUAGGAACAGUAAGCUUAUCUUAAGGCCUCAACAGAAAUAGGUUAUACUAGAAUGUAGAUGUAGGCUGGUUUACAGAGAUUUAUUUUCAAGUGUCAGUCUCUAGAAGAGUUGCCAGUUGAGAAUAUUCUUGAGAAAUUCACUUAAACAAGUUUUACUUGUCAUCAUGUCACCAGUACAAAGGGCCUUUGAUUAUGUUAGGUUGAUGAUUUGAGCAAAGUUAUAUUGCAUUUUGGUAAGUGGAGGUAAAAGGGUUAUUGUGUAAGUAAACUUGUGAAGGUGCUGAUGUCACAUGUAUAAAAUUUAAAACUAGUUAAAAGAUUAUGACAUAGGCAUAUAUUGCUAUAUCUAUUCUCCAGAGUUUAAUAGCUUGGAAUAUGAACUGUGUAGCCUUACAGUGAUCUUAUAGUGCACUGAAAGCUAGAAAAAGACUGUGGCAGCUAUGGACGAAAAGCCAAAUAUGAACACUAUGGCAGCUAGGGACGAAAAGCCAAAAAUUAACACAAAACAUGUCUUGGACCAUUGUAUAAAAAGUGAAUUUGAAAAUUCAUCUUUACCCUCUUCUCUAAAGCAUGAGAGCAAAGACUUGGUUGGUUGUAGUGGAGUCACUGAUUAUGAAUCUUUGCCUUUGUCUCCAUCUGUGGAAAUCAAAGUAGAGCCAGAAACAUUUGUGUCUGAUGGAAUUUGUACGGCUGGUUCAACAGCAAUUGAGGGAGAUUCACUGACUCACAAUAAUGACGUCACCAGAGAAGGAAAUUUGAUUGUCUUUACAGGUCUCCUCAACGAAGAUCGGAAAAACACAGAAUCCUAUGAGAAUCAGAGAAUGCACAAAGAAGAGGAAACUUUUUCGGAUGAUCCACAAAAUAUAUGUUUGCAGAAAGGGGUGUUUGGGAAUGAUGCCAUAAUUCAGAACAGAGAAGAGGAAUUCACGAGCGGGGAGUGUGAAAUACCUUUUGGUCGGCAAACUCAAUCGAGCACCCACGCUGCAGAUAAACCGUUCGAAUGUAAGGAAUGCGAUAAAGCAUUUUCUUGUGAAAGGUAUCUGGUGAAUCACAUGGCAAUUCACAGUGGAGUGAAACCAUAUAAAUGCACCGAGUGUGGGAAAGCUUUUUUCCGUGAAUCUAGUCUGUUUAGCCACAAAAGACUUCACAUGGAAGUAAAGCCCUUCAGGUGUGUCGAAUGCGGGAAAUCAUUUUCUCAGAAGGUAGUCCUUGAAAAUCAUGUAAGAGUUCACACUGGGGAGAAACCAUUCUGCUGUGAUGUGUGUGGGAGAGCAUUUAGCUGAAGUUCAGUCUCACAAAUCACUUGAGGACUCACAGUGGUGAAAAGUCUUUCAUGUGCAAUGAAUGUGGGAAAGCCUUCUACACAAAAUUUAAUCUUGCAAAGCAUAAGAGGACUCACUCCGCAGACAGGCCUUAUGCAUGUAGCGUAUGUGGGAGAGCCUUCUCCUCGAAGUUCAAUCUAAAAAAGCACGGAAGGAGUCACACGGGAGAGAAGCCUUACCCGUGUAGUGACUGUGGGAAGGCAUUUUCACAUAAGGCUAACCUCGUGAGUCACAUGCACAGUCACACUGGGGAGAUUCCGUACGGGUGCCCGGAAUGUGGGAAAGCCUUCUCUCUGAGGAGUAAACUGACCAAGCAUAUUUUGUUGUCUCACAAUGGGAUGAAGCCCUUUGAAUGCCAUGAGUGCGGGAAAGCAUUUCCCCUGAAGAAUAAACUCGCCUUGCACAUGAGAAUUCAUACUGGCGAGAAGCCUUUCGGCUGCAAUCAGUGUGGGAAGACGUUUUCUCAGAAGUGUAACCUCAACAAACAUGUGAAAAUUCAUACUGGUGAAAAGCCUUUCAGCUGCAUGGAAUGUGGGAAAUCAUUUCCUCAGAAUUAUAGGCUUGAAAAGCACAUGAGGAUCCAUGCAGAAGCAAGAGAGUCUGCUCUUGUGCAGUGAGUGUGGUCAAGUCUUUUCCCAGAAAAAUUCUUCAUAUGACAUUUGAACCCUCACAUUGAUUAAAAAAUGCUCAUAGUAACAUGAGUCUUGAAAUGGAGAAACAAAUCCACAGUUAUGUAUGGGUACUACAAGUAUAUUUGUAAAUCAAUCUAAACAGAUUUCCAAAACCUCCCACAUAACUGUGGGUUUGUUUCUCUUCUCACGCUUGAUUUUCAGCCCUUUCAGACCAAGUAAAUGUGGAAAACCACUUUCUCGGCAACUAUCUUUGCAAGUUGAAGGUUAAGAUGUGCAGUGUGUUGAGGGUAACAAUUUACCAUGCAUGUCAAAGAUAUAAAUGUUGCUGGGUUUACUUUCUCCAAGUUUAGAUUAGUGUAUACUCUAUUUAUACUUCACUAGCCUCUCAUAGUCAUUUAACUUAUUACAGAAUGUCACUUUACUCAUUUUGUGGCCAGCCCAACCAGCUUAGGCCAGUCUGACUGACCAGGCACAAGGUAGCGCUUAAAACCUUAACCCUUACAGGCCAGGGAUGAUCAUGUGAGGCAUAAUAUUAGCUCUGGAUGUUUGAUCCGGUGUGCCACAGGUGGGAAUCUAUAUUUCACGCCAUGCAGUUCGAAUUAAUUAUGCUGGAAAAAUGUUCAGAUCACUUGAAUAGGCCAUAAGUGACUUAUGGCAACUCUUAUGGCAACACUAGCAUCUCAGUACAGGAUAGAGGGAGAUCAGUGUAACUUGAGAUUUCAUGGGGGAAUGUACUGCACCUUCCCAACCCAGGACACUUGUGUAUAGUUGCUCAUGAAUAUACCCAUGGAUGCUGUUGGUUUUAGUUCUUAUCUUUUAUGAUAGUAUGACAGCUAUAGUUGUAAUUGUGCAAAGUAAAGUACUAAGAAAUAUUUUUUCAAAUUUUAUAACUUUAAAAGGUACUGCAUCUUCCCACCUCAGUAUAUUUCUUAAAUAUUUUACCAUAAACAUAAUACUCAGAAUUUGUUAGAUUUCAGCUCUUAUAUACUGUUAUGAUAUCAUAUGAGCUGUAAUUGUAAUUUUACAAAAUAGAAUGAAAAAAAAAUAUUAAAACAUCUAUAACUUGGUAAAAUUAGCCUAUUUUUACAAGUGUCCUGGAAAAGAGGCCCCAUGUUCAUUUGCAUAUCGUCCUCUUUCCAUUGAUAGGGGUGUUCUUAAUUAUCUAUUUUAGCCCAGCCAAUAAGGGUUAACCUAAACUGAGUGGUGAUAUGUCUUAUACCAGAUGGUUCUGUGCCAUAUGUGAGCUCUUCAGUUGCCUUCUCUUCUAAGAGGAUAUUUGGCUUUAGUAAAAUGUAGUCUUAGCCAGUACAAGUGAAUAUAAUUCUAUUAAGCAAAUUCUUUUGCUCUAUAUAUAAUAAUUGUUGCUAUCACCAAGGUCCAUAUGGCAUCACGUUUGGUUUACAAUAAGAGGUCUUCAAAAAGCUUCCAUUUGUCUACAAUGCAUGAAAUUGACUUCAAGUUGUUUUGAUUUGCUCUGUAAUAGGGGCCAAAUGAAACCAAAGUUAUUGGGUAGAUAGAUUUUCUCAAAUAUUCUUGGUUUAACUUCAGAUGCUGAAUCAUAUAUAUGUAUGUUUAUUUAUAUGUAAGUAUAUGAGUAACUAUUUUAGGACAUUAUGUUUUUUGUCCCAUGACAGCUAUUUCCAAAUUUGAUUCUUCAUGUUGAUAAAAUUGUAUUGUGCAGUUUUCAAUAAAUUAUAUUUAUAACUA